UCAGUCAUCGCAUGUCCAGCACCUACUUGCUAGUCGUCCUCCUAUCUCACUCAGUGUUCUUUUAGGGUCCUUCGCAAGUGAGACGAAACGAGAAAGGGAUAAUACGGAAGCUCGAUCUGCCUUUUAUACAGUGUCCCUCUGUCCAGAAGAUAGUUUGCGAAGUACUCGGAAAGUUGCACAGCUAAGAUUUCGAGCUUGCAAGAGAUGGAAAACAUCACUUCUCCUCCACCAAAAGUACCAAAAGACUCCGAGAGUUCGCAUGUGGGGCUUCAGAUUGCGUUUUGCCUGAUCGCAACGACUUCGUUCGCCUUCAAUCUGUUGUUUUGUGUGAUGCUUUUGAGAAACCCUACCAUGCUCAAGAAAGCUCAUAACAUCUUGUUGUUUAGUUUGGCUGUCGUAGAUGUGUUGACAGGUGUCUUUAUCGUCGCCACCCCUGGUUACGUCAUCCUGAAGUCCUCUUACCCAGUCCCCCACGGAGCAGGAGGUGAAGUUUUCUGCCGUCUUCUCAGCAACAGAUAUUUGUUGUUCGCCAUGGGAAAAGUCUCCAUCCUCCUCGUAGCUUGCUUGGCCAUUGAGCGAUGGUUCUGCGUCUUUAGACCAAUGAAAUACGAGAAACACUUUAGCAGGAAACGCGUUUUAAUUUACGUAGGCGUUAUGUUUAUUGUAACCUGCAUUCUCUCCAUGAAUAAGUUUUUCGAGAUAAGUGUUUCUGGAGAGAAAUGCAUCACAAAGAAAGCACCGUAUGGUAAGGAAGGAACGCGGGCUUUCAUUGUCACGUACAGUGUAAUUACUUUCUACAUGCCGUGUCUCUCGACAUGGUUUACUUUUGCUGAUAUAGCAAUCAAUCUUCCAUCAUCCCCAAGUGGGAGUGCCAAUGUUGAGACCGAGCGCAAGUUACAGAAAGUUCUUCUGCGCAUGUGCGCUUUAGCGGCAGUCGCUCUAACAGUCUGUGGUUUUCCUGCUCAAACCAUUUAUACCCUGAGUCCUUUUGGGAUCACUAAGAUUGGCAGCUCGGUACACAAAACUUUCAACGUUCUCGUGCUUUUCAAUUCUUGCAUGAAUCCCUUCAUAUAUUAUUUCUCUAACAAGGAAUACAGAAAGGCCUUUAAAGAUCUUCUCAGAUGCAAAGGAAAGCAGAGUGGAAGAGAUAUGGAGUUAGAGACUCAAGUGACUGGAUAAGUUCAUUAUCGUGAUGGUAACUAG
Molecule: messenger RNA, 1203 nt
Organism: Stylophora pistillata
Lineage: Eukaryota; Metazoa; Cnidaria; Anthozoa; Scleractinia; Pocilloporidae
Product: allatostatin-A receptor
Biological process (GO): G protein-coupled receptor signaling pathway
Cellular component (GO): membrane
Molecular function (GO): G protein-coupled receptor activity
Source: RefSeq, a predicted model, not a curated record